GGUCCGGGAGCGCCGCCGCGCCGUGUCCAUGGACUAGCCGAGGCGGCGGAGGGACCCCCGACUACGCCGACCGCCGCCUCGCCCUCCGCCCAACUUGGGGAAACUUGGCGAGCAGGCUGCUGCCCCCGACGCUCUGCUAUAGAAGAUGCACUAUUAUCGAUAUUCUAAUGCAGAAGUCAGCUGUUGGUACAAAUACCUGCUCUUCAGCUACAACAUUGUCUUCUGGCUAGCUGGGGUGGCCUUCCUUGCAGCUGGUCUGUGGGCAUGGAGUGAAAAGGGUGUAUUGUCUGAUCUGACGAAGGUGACUGGUCUUCAUGGUCUGGACCCAGUGGUGCUUGUCUUAGUGGUGGGAAUAGUGAUGUUUACUUUGGGAUUUGCUGGUUGUGUAGGAGCACUGAGAGAAAACAUCUGCCUUCUGAAGUUUUUCUGUGGAGCAAUUGUGUUUAUAUUCCUGCUGGAGCUGGCAGUGGCAGUUCUGGCUUUUCUGUUCCAGGACUGGGUGAGGGACAGGGUCAAGGAAUUCUUUGAGAAUAACAUUAAAUCCUACCGAGACGAUAUUGACCUCCAGAACCUCAUUGAUUCGCUACAAAAAAUUAACCAUUGCUGUGGUGCCCAAGGUCCAGAUGACUGGGACUUUAACAUAUACUUUAACUGCAGCAGUGAAAGCAAAAGUCGUGAGAAGUGCGGUGUUCCUUUUUCCUGUUGUAUACCUGAUCCUGCUCAAAAAGUUGUGAAUACACAGUGUGGCUAUGAUGUCAGAAAGAAGAGCAAGAGUCAAUGGGAUGAUCAGAUUUUUGUCAAAGGAUGUAUUCUUGCUCUGGAAGCUUGGUUACCCCGAAAUAUCUACAUUGUUGCAGGUGUCUUCAUAGCUAUCUCACUGCUCCAGAUUUUUGGGAUUUUCCUAGCCAGGACAUUGAUUUCUGAUAUUGAAGCUGUAAAGGCAGGUAAUGCCUUCUGAAUAUAAAAGCAGACGUGUUGCAAAAAAGUAUGUUUUACGGUUAUUGGUUGGACGUGAAGGUGGAAGAAAUGAACAGACUAUGAAAUACUCCUGUUAUUAAAAGCCUUAUGUGGAUUUUACCCUGCUCAUGCUUUUUGUUAGAAGCUGGUACAAAAAAAAAACCAAACCCUCCGAACACACACCUGUCUACCUUUUUUCUAACAAGACAACUCGGUGCACCAGCAUUGAUCUCUGAGGAAGAAAUGGGAUUUCCCAAGACAGCAGAACAGAUUUUAAAGAUCGUAGCAAGGAGAGAUGAAACUGCUGUAAACUUUCCUUGAAGGAUUACUGUGAAGACUGUUCUAUUUUCACUCCCAACUGUCACCAGUCUCAAAAUGUAAUCUUUUCAGAAGGCGUGCUGAUUGCUUCAGAAUCUUGAAAUGUUUUUAAUCUCUACAGUAGACGUGUGCAGUCAUUUUUUGGCAAAAUACCCAGCAACCAUAAUCGUCAUGGUAUUGGAAAUUGGGAAAAAGUCAUAAAUUGUCUAGUUCUUUAAUUGAUUUUCAGUUGUGCAGAAGUAGGGAUAUUUGUUUGACUGGGAAUAAUGUAGAUGUCUCGGGAGCAGGAACUUGUGCUCAGCAUCAGAGCUUGAGUAACCCAUGUUUCAAAAUGCAAGCCUUUUCUCAAGAGGGGAAAAGUCUGACUAUCUGUAGCAUUAUAUGUUAGAAAUCUCCAUUUCGGGCAAGGGAGUGUGAAUC
Haliaeetus leucocephalus (bald eagle) is the source of this 1695-nucleotide messenger RNA. RefSeq names its product tetraspanin 14 (gene TSPAN14). The record is from RefSeq and is a predicted model, not a curated record. Gene Ontology annotation, cellular component: membrane. Bases 146 to 958 code for a protein of 270 amino acids. Gene Ontology annotation, biological process: protein localization to plasma membrane; regulation of vascular endothelial growth factor signaling pathway; protein maturation. The transcript has 9 exons. Lineage: Eukaryota; Metazoa; Chordata; Aves; Accipitriformes; Accipitridae.